AUGGAUACGGAUGCAAAGGAUGGCAAUAUGAAGGGAGGGGAUGGUGGGGUUGAAGAUUCGGAUGAUGAUGAGGUUACGGAGGUGGGGUUGAACCGCCCUCUAAAGCAAAAGGAGGUUCGACAGAUUGUGAAAGAAUAUAAUAUGAGUUUCUGUGCUAUUUUAGAGUCUCAUGUUGAUGUGGGUAACCUUAAUAAAGUUUGUAAAUCUGUUUUUCUAAACUGGGAUUGGACUUCUAAUGGUGGCCAAUGUGAUAAAGGUACUCGUAUUAUUAUUGGCUGGAAUCCGGAAGUUUUUGAUGUUAUGGUGUUGAAUCAAACCUCUCAGGUUAUGCAUGUCCAAAUUUGGUUUAAGGCUGAUAGUAAGAUGGUGUUUUGUUCGAUAGUAUAUGCGGCUAAUUACUAUGUUACUAGAAGGGAUCUAUGGCAACAACUCUCCAUGCAGAAAGUCUUGGUUGGCAACCAACCAUGGAUUGUUAUGGGUGAUUUUAACUCGGCUCUAAAUAUUGAAGACAAAUCGCUAGGAGCCUCUUCGAUCUCGGCUGGUAUGAGAGAAUUCCAAAAUUGUGUUGAUGAUAUAGAAGUUUUCGAUAUUAAUAGUUCGGGGCUUCAUUUUACAUGGAAUCAAAAACCAAAGGAGGGGGUGAGUUUGCUUAAGAAAAUUGAUAGAGUGUUGGUUAAUACCCAGUUUGUAGUUGAGUAUCCUAGCUCGAUUGCUAUAUUUCACCCUUACAGGACUUGGGAACUUGACAUAGAUGGUGCGCAACAAUUUCGGGUGUUUAAGAAACUUCGAGCACUAAAAACGCCACUUAGAGCCCUUCUCUUCAAGCAGGGUAAGUUGCAUCGGAAUGUUAAUGACCUUCGAUCUAAGUUGGAUGGUAUUCAAAGUCUCAUUGACACGAACCCGUUAAAUGUAGACUUAAGGGCCGAAGAGUCCUUUAUUUUGCGUGACUACCAGGAAGCUUGUUUGGAUGAGGAAAGGUUUCUGAAGCAAAGGUCAAAAGUGGAUUGGUUACACGCGGGAGACAUGAAUACGACUUUCUUUCACUCGUCUCUAAAGUCUAGAAAUCAUAGAAGUCGGAUUAAUGUCAUUAAAGACUCGAGUGGUAUGAUUUAUGAAGGAGAGGAUGUUCAACUCGCACUAGUAACGGCCGAUGAGGUUAGAAAGGCUAUGUUCUCAAUUGGGAUUGACAAGACCCCAGGUCCGGAUGGGUAUUCCUCAGCUUUUUUCAAGGGUGCUUGGUCGGUUAUAGAUGAAGAUGUGUCGAACGCAAUUAUUGACUUCUUUUCCACGGGUAAGCUUUUGCGAGAAUUAAACCAUACGCUCAUUGUGUUAGUGCCGAAAAUAGCUACACCCUGUAUUGUUACUGAUUACCGGCCUAUAGCGUGUUGCAAUGUUAUGUAUAAGUGUAUCAGUAAAAUUCUAGCUGAUCGUCUUAAAGUGGCUCUGAAUAUGAUUGUUAAUGUCAACCAGUCGGCUUUUGUUCCGGGGCGGAAAAUUUCGGACAACAUAUUACUUACUCAGGAACUCAUGCAUAACUAUCAUAGAAAUGUUGGCCCUCCUCGAUGUGCGUUUAAAGUAGACAUCCAAAAAGCUUAUGAUACGGUUGAUUGGAGAUUCCUUAAAAGGGCUUUGAUUGGUUUUGGGUUUGUGGGUAAGAUGGUUGAGUGGAUUAUGAGUUGUGUGUCUACGCCAACUUACUCUGUAUGUGUUGAUGGUAAUAUCCAUGGCUAUUUUAAAGGUCAACGUGGAUUGAGACAAGGGGACCCUAUAUCUCCUUACCUUUUUAUGCUUGUUAUGGCGAUCUUGACAGGUAUUUUACAUCACGAGACCAGGAUGGAUUCAUUGUUUAGAUUUCAUAAUAGAUGUGAGAAACAACAGAUUGUUAACUUAUGCUUUGCGGAUGACCUUUUCUUGUUUGCUAGAGGGGAUGUCAACUCGGCCAAGUGCAUCAUGGCGUCUUUAUCCAAAUUUACUAACAUGUCUGGUUUGGUUCCCAGCGUUCAGAAGAGUACGGUAUUUUUUUGCAAUGUCACUCAUCCUUUGAAGACUGCUAUUCUUAGUGUUAUGCCUUUUGUGGAAGGCUCUCUCCCGGUUAGAUAUCUGGGGGUUCCGCUUAUUUCAACAAGGCUUCAAUAUAAGGACUGUAGUAUUCUGGUUGAGAAGUUAGAAAAACGCAUCACAAACUGGAGGAAUAAGCUGCUUUCUUUUGCUGGGCGUUUGCAGCUUAUUUUGUCGGUCCUAUCUUCUAUGCAUAUUUACUGGUCUUCAAAAGGGAAAGCGAAGGUGUCCUGGAAUUCGGUUUGCACUCCAAAGUAUGAAGGGGGUUUGGGUAUUCGUUGUAUUGGAGAUGUUAAUAAAGCACUCAUGGCAAAUCAUGUUUGGGGUGUCAUUACUAAACGUAGAUCUCUUUGGGUUGAUUGGGUGCAUGACUACAAAUUAAAAGGCUUCAGAUUGGAUGACACAGUUGCUGAUAUUCAAUCUGCGGGUGUUUGGCGAUGGCCCACGGCGUGGAGAGACUUGUUUCCCGUUCUUAUCCAAAGAGCUGGAGGUGGAGUGGACGAAAAUAGUUUGGUUUGGGCAUUGCAUCCCGAGACAUUCUUUCCUGAUGUGGCUGAUUAUGAGAAAGAAAUUACUCACACAAGAUAUUAUUCUUCAAUGGGAUCUCUCGAGGAGGAAGAAUAUGAAUAUGAUGUGCUGCUUACUAUGUGCCGGUCAAAGUUAGCGGAUGAUUAUGUUAGCAGGAUUUUGGUGGCGGCUACCGCUUACUUCAUAUGGCAUGAACGUAAUUCUAGACCCUUCAAGAACCAAUUGAGACCUCCAGAGCAAGUCUAUGACGCGAUAAUAAAGACCGUUCGAUAUAAACUUAUGGGAAUGAAGAUGAAGCGGACUGAAAGAGUGCGAUGGCUUCUAGUUGAUUGGGGGAUUUCGGAUGCUGACAUAAAUGGCGAUGGCGAGUGA
Molecule: messenger RNA, 2958 nt
Organism: Helianthus annuus (common sunflower)
Lineage: Eukaryota; Viridiplantae; Streptophyta; Magnoliopsida; Asterales; Asteraceae
Exons: 8
Coding region: 1-2958 (985 amino acids)
Source: RefSeq, a predicted model, not a curated record